AUGGUUCUUGCCGAUCUGGGAAGCCGUAUUAAGUCGGCUUUGUCUCAGCUGGGCCAAGCUCCUCUCGUUGAUGACCAAGUCUUAGAUACACUUCUAAAGGAGAUAUGCCUAGCACUUCUGGACUCUGAUGUUAAUGUCAAGCUUGUGGCAAAUUUGCGGAACGCGGUGAAGGCGAAAGUAAAACAAGCAAUAGAAGGAGGUGCUGACCGUGGCCGGGACUCCAAUAGGAGGACCAUAGCUCAAAAAGCGAUCUUUGAUGAGUUGGUGAACCUCGUCGACCCUGGUGUGCAACCGUAUCAACCCAAGAAAGGAAAACCGAACGUCAUCAUGGCGGUUGGCCUGCAGGGUAACGGGAAAACCACCACUUGCACAAAACUAGCCGUUCACUACCAACGACGAGGCUUCAAGUCGGCAAUCGUCUGCGCUGAUACCUUUCGAGCUGGUGCUUUUGACCAAACUCGCCAAUCCGCCACUAAGGCGAGGGUUGCGUACUUUGGAUCUUACACGGAAACAGAUCCUGUCGCUAUUGCUGCAGAGGGCGUCACAAAGUUUAAGAAGGAGCGGUUUGAAGUAAUAAUUGUGGACACGUCAGGAAGACAUCGACAAGAAGCAGAGUUGUUCGAAGAAAUGGUUCAAAUUGGAAAAGCUGUCCAGCCUGACAUGACAGUUCUAGUAAUGGAUGCCAGCAUCGGCCAGGCUGCAGAGUCACAAAGUCGAGCCUUCAAGGAAAGCGCCGAUUUUGGUGCAAUCAUUGUAACAAAAAUGGAUGGCCAUGCUAAGGGGGAGGAGCCAUCUCGGCGUAACGUGGCGGCAACAACGACGCCUAUUAUCUUCAUCGGAACAGGUGAACACAUGACCGACCUGGAAAAGUUCUCGCCGCAACCUUUCAUAUCGAAGUUGCUGGGAUUAGGUGACAUGCAGGGUUUGGUGGAGCACUUCCAAACUAUCGCUAUGCAAGAUCCGGAGCGGCAAAAAGAUAUUGCGAAGAGCAUCGAGGAAGGUAAACUCAGCAUUCGAGCGUGGAGGGAGCAGAUAUCGACUAUAAUGAGCAUGGGGCCGAUAAGUAAAAUCGCAUCUAUGAUACCUGGGAUGCCACAGGAGAUGAUCAAUGAUUCUGACGAGGAGGGCAGCAUGCGUCUAAAGCGCAUGAUUUUCAUCACAGACAGUAUGACUGCCAAAGAACUUGAUUCGGACGGUAUGAUUUUUAUGACAAUGGACGAAUCUGGCAAAGUACCCGCCGGAGUAAACUGGAGAGUUGCUCGUGUCGCCCGAGGCAGCGGUACAAGUGUGCGCGAGGUUGAGGAGAUGCUUUGCCAAUACCGUAUGAUGUCGAGCAUGGCGAAGCAGAUGGGUGGGAAGAACGGCAUGAUGAGUAACUUCCAAAAAAUGGCCUCAGCAGCUGGGCCUAUGAUGGGGCCUGGUGGGAUGCCAACGAGGGAGCAAGUGGCGGCCAUGCAGCGAGCGGCUCCUCCGGGCUUCAUACAAAAGCUUCGUCAAGGCGGAGGGAUCUCCGGGAUGCAAGAAAUGAUGAAAGCCAUGAUGGGUGGCAAUGUCUCCGACGAAGAAAUGGCUGAGAUGCAGAGUGAGUCCAUCUUGAAUUUAACAGGAAUGAUGAACAACCUGCCUGGGUUCGGUGCGGGAGGUAUGCCGAAUAUGGGCGAUCUUAUGAAAAAUUUUGGUGGGCUGGGUGGGCUGGGCGGUUUGGGUGGCAGGCGAUAG
This is a messenger RNA of Cantharellus anzutake, 1719 nucleotides long. RefSeq names its product signal recognition particle protein. Gene Ontology annotation, cellular component: signal recognition particle, endoplasmic reticulum targeting; cytosol. The transcript is spliced from 12 exons. Gene Ontology annotation, molecular function: GTPase activity; GTP binding; ATP hydrolysis activity. The coding region runs from base 1 to 1719 and encodes 572 amino acids. Lineage: Eukaryota; Fungi; Basidiomycota; Agaricomycetes; Cantharellales; Hydnaceae. The record is from RefSeq and is a predicted model, not a curated record. Gene Ontology annotation, biological process: SRP-dependent cotranslational protein targeting to membrane, translocation; SRP-dependent cotranslational protein targeting to membrane.